Perca fluviatilis (European perch) is the source of this 7041-nucleotide messenger RNA. It is a transcript of the gene shank3b, whose product is annotated as SH3 and multiple ankyrin repeat domains 3b. The coding region runs from base 479 to 5695 and encodes 1738 amino acids. Gene Ontology annotation, cellular component: postsynaptic density; dendritic spine; postsynaptic membrane. Gene Ontology annotation, molecular function: synaptic receptor adaptor activity; ionotropic glutamate receptor binding. Lineage: Eukaryota; Metazoa; Chordata; Actinopteri; Perciformes; Percidae. The transcript has 28 exons. The record is from RefSeq and is a predicted model, not a curated record.
UGUCCAUCAGUCCUUUCCUUUUCAGUUUAUCAUCAUGGAGAAUGAGUCGGUGAUCUUCUGGGAUGGGCAGGGCAGUUCCCAGAAUACAAUCUGAAACUCUGAGACCUCUCGCUCUGUUGCAGGAUUACCACACAUUAACUACAGUUACACCACAGGAGACCCUUCACCGUUUACUGUAAAACUGCUUCGUCUUCUCCGGAUUCUGCUCAUCCUACACAAUCUGAAUCGGAAACUUACUUCUCCUGCUGCAGAAAGCACUCAUUCUGCUACUACUCACGGGAUUACAACAAUCCAAUCAAACCCCCGAAACAGAGACAAAGCCUGGCGCCUCAGGUUGGACCAGAACCACAAACCAGAUCCAGGACAAACCAGGACAAGCCAGUCUAUCUCUGUAGAGCGGAUCACCGGGCCAGGACAGACCAGUAGAAAUCAGUAAAGGCCACUGGAAAAGUUUGAUGGGACUGCUGCCGAUAGCCACAUGCCUCUGAGUCCGGCUGCUGACACCAAACAUGAUCGCCCGCGGCAACAGGCGGUUACAAACGGCAACCCGACAGGCUCUGCUGUUGCCAGGGACGACGACGCGGAUGACACGCCCCCUGGAAACAGUGUUGUCGUCCGUAUUGGCAUCCCGGACCUGCAGCAAACGAAGUGUUUGCGGUUGGACCCAGAGUUACCAGUUUGGACCAGUAAGCAGAGGGUUCUGGUGACGUUGACUCAGUCUCUGUCGGAUGUUUUGAACUAUGGUCUCUUCCAGCCGGCGUUCAACGGCCGAGCCGGAAAGUUUCUGGACGAGGAGCGGCUGCUGAAGGAGUAUCCUCUCCCUCCCAUCACGCCCAUCCCAUACCUGGAGUUUCGUUAUAAAAGGAGAGUUUACACGCAGAGCUACGUGGACGAUAAGCAGCUGGCCAAGCUGCACACCAAGGCCAACCUGAAGCGCUUUAUGGAACAUGUUCAUCAGAAGAAUGUGGAGAAGGUUUCCAAAUGGUUGGAAAAGGGCCUGGACCCAAACUUCCACGACUCAGACACGGGGGAGUGUCCUCUGACUCUGGCGGUCCAGCUGGAGGAGAGCGCUGACUUGAUUAAAGUCCUUCGCAGUGGAGGCGCUCACCUGGACUUCAGGACCAGAGACGGCAUCACCGCUCUGCAUCGGGCCGUGCUCUGCAGGAACAGCUCGUCUCUCACUACUAUGCUGGACCUCGGAGCGUCUCCAGACUAUAAGGACAGCAGAGGUCUGACUCCUCUCUAUCACUCUGCCAUGGUGGGUGGCGCCCCCUACUGCUGCGAGCUGCUGCUGCAGGACCACGCCACCAUCGGGAUGGCUGAUGAGAACGGAUGGCAGGAAAUCCACCAGGCAUGUCGCUAUGGUAACGUGCAGCACUUGGAGCACCUGCUGUUCUACGGCGCUGACAUGAGUUCCCAGAAUGCAUCGGGAAACACCGCACUGCACCUCUGUGCUCUCUACAACCAGGACAGCUGUGCCAGAGUGCUGCUGUUCAGAGGAGCAAAUAAGGACAUCAAAAACUACAACAACCAGACUGCCUUUCAGGUGGCAAUAAUUGCUGGGAACUUUGAUCUUGCAGAAAUCAUUAAGAUCCAUAAAACCUCCGACGUUGUUCCCUUCAGAGAAACUCCAUCCUACACAAAGCGCCGCAGAGGCGGUGUGACCAAGACGCUGGGUGGAAACGGUCUGUCCUCCCCGCGCUCUCUGAUUCGCUCAGCUAGCGACAACGUUCUGGAAAGCCCCGCCUCCUCUCCUGGCCCCUCCCUCCAAAGCCUGGAAACGCACCACGACACGCACACGCAUUCGCUACGACGACACACCCGCCGGCUCAGCCCGAGUGGUGGGGGUCAUGUGGAGACCAGCCCCCCCUCCUCCCCUCCCCCAACCCCCCAGAUGAGGAAGAGGAGGCUGUACAGCGCCGUACCAGGACGCACCUUCAUCGCCACCCGGUCCCACGUGCCCCAGGGGCCCGGAGAGAUCCAGCUGCACCGAGGAGAGAGGGUCAAAGUUCUGUCUAUCGGGGAAGGAGGAUUCUGGGAAGGAAACGUUAAAGGAAGAACUGGUUGGUUUCCUGCUGACUGUAUUGAAGAAGUCCAGAUGAGACAAUACGACCCACGACUGGAGACGAGGGAGGACCGCACAAAGAGACUGUUCAGACAUUAUACUGUAGGAUCCUACGACAACUACACCUCCUACAGUGACUACGUGAUCGAGGAGAAGACGGCCGUGCUGCAGAAGAGAGAGAGCGAGGGAUUCGGCUUCGUCCUCAGAGGAGCUAAAGCCGAGACCCCCAUCGAGGAGUUCGCCCCCACCCCGGCGUUCCCCGCCCUGCAGUACCUGGAGUCAGUGGACCAGGGGGGCGUGGCCUGGAGGGCCGGGCUACGCACUGGAGACUUCCUCAUAGAGGUGAACGGGGCCGACGUGGUGAAGGUGGGUCACCGGCAGGUCGUCUCUCUGAUCCGACAGGGCGGCAGUCGACUGCUGAUGAAGGUCGUAUCCGUUUCUAGGAAAUCUGAAUCCAACCUGAUCAGGAAGAAAGCUCCUCCCCCUCCAAAACGAGCCCCCAGCACCUCGUUGACACUCCGAUCCAAGUCCAUGACCGCUGACCUGGAGGACAUAGCCAGGAGGAGACGCUUCGAGAAACUGGAUGAGAUGUUGGCCGGGGGUCAACAGGAAGUAGUUCUAAGGGCCCGUCCGUCAGACGACUUCAGAGCGGCGACGGUGAAACAGAGACCGACCAGCCGGCGAAUCACGCAGGCAGAGAUUAACUCGUUGUUUGAGCGUCAGGGUCUGGUGCCCCCCUCGGCUCCAGAGAAAAGCACCAUGGCUUUACCCCGAGGAAUGUCCAGAACCAAGAGCUUUGGCACACCUGAUGACGACAGGAUCACCGCUCUGAUCAACGAAAGUCGGUUUCCUCGGAGCUCUUCCCUGACGGACAGCUUCAUCCCUCCUCCUCCUCAGAUGGCUCCGCCCCCUCCUCCCUCCGCCUCCUCCUCCACCUCCUCUCUCUUCCUCCUGGACUCCGGCCCCCCUCCUUCCUUCCUCCCCCCUCCUCCCCCGGCCAGAGGGGAGGGGCUAACCCGCUCCAGCUUCAAGCCGGGGGCGGAGCCGAGGCUCCAGGAGCUCUCCGAUUCGCCGACGCGGAGCCACGCCCACGCCGAGCGCCAGAGGAAGGCGAGGUCGAUGAUCAUCCUGCAGGACACGCCGCCGCAGCUGCAGCCUGACGCGCACGCCGCGGCCGCCACGCACUCGCUGCACACCGCCACGCACACCGCCACGCACACGCUUCACACCGCCACGCACACAUCCACGCUGUCUCUCCACAGCACCAGCCCGGCCCUCGGCCACUCACCGCUAUCGCGCCGCCGGGGACGGGCAAUAGAAAACCCUUACGCGAACGUGGGACAGCAGGCUCCGCCCUCCAAGCCGCAGAGGAGGAAGUCACCUUUGUUGAAACAACUUCCUGUAGAGGAGCAGGGACUUGGAAUCAGAGAUCAAGAUUUGCUGAGAGUAGACGGAGGCGGCAGCCCCAGCAGGGCCGAGCUGUACCAGCAGCAGGUUCUCUCAGAGCGCGCUCGGGUUCAGGGUCGCAGGUCGUCUCUCUUCCUGUCUGUGGAGGGAGCCGGGUCCGAGAACCAGGUGCCCCUCCUCACUCAGAGCCACUCGAUGGACGACCUCGGCGAGCUUCCCCCUCCAGCUCCGGUCCUGUCGCCCUCACCGACGCCUCACACCUUCCUCCACCCGCUGACGGGGAAACCUCUAGACCCCUCGUCUCCACUCGCCCUGGCUCUCGCUGCACGAGAACGAGCGCUCACUGCCCGCACGCCGAGCCCCGAGCCUCGACUGAAACACGCAUCUGCCUCCACCACGCCCAUCCCCACUCCAGCCGCAAGCCCCGAGGGGAGACACAAGCGCACCCCUAUCCCCACCCCGCAGGGCAGCCCCGAGCCGCGGUCCAAACGCGCCACUCCUCAGACAAGCCCCGAGCAGCGAACCAAGCGCACCACUCCCCAGACCAGUCCCGAGCUGAGGCACAAACGCAUAACCCCGCCAAUAUUCCCUGACGGACAAGUGGAGCGUCCCGAAACGGAGGGAGGAGUGACAUCACCUGCCGCCCCCUCCCCUGAGCGCUGGAGACCCAGCCCCUUGCCAGCGCUGGCCAAUGAGAGCCACCCUGCUCUGAUUGACAGGCGCAGAAGCCUCACAGUGGGCAGCUCAGAGGAGGAGGGCGGGGCUUACACAGUCACACUCCCACCGGCGCUGCUUUCGUCCAGCGAUGAGGAGACGAGGGAGGAGCUGCGCAGAAUCGGCCUGGUGACUCCACCCGCUGCUUUCGCCACUCCUCCCGCCCUUCCUCCCCCAUCAUCCCUUAUACUGUUGCCACGGCGAGGAGGGGAGGGAGGAGGAGGAGGAGGAGGAGAGAGCGGUCCUGAGUCUAUGGGUCGACGAGCAGAUGAGGAGGAAGGAGGUGACGAACGGCUCCACGACAGCUCGUCCUCCCCCAGCUCGCUCCCUCCCUCCAUCACCUUGGCCUCCCCUCCCGCUCCCUCCUCCCCCUCCUCCCCUCCCGCUGCUCACCCUUCUCCCUCCUCCCCAGCCACCUCGCCAAUCGGUCUCAAGCCACGCCUUCGUUCGCCCAUCGGGCGCGGCCGAUCCGCGCUCCGGGAUCCGCUGCUGAAGCAGUCGUCGGACAGCGAGCUCCUCCCGUCUGCCGCGUCCUGCUCCUCCCCCUCCUCCCCCCUCUGCUCCUCCCCCACCGGCGGCGGCGGCCGGCAGCCUCGCUAUCUGUUCCAGAGGAGGUCCAAGCUGUGGGGGGGCGGGGACGACCGCGAGGAGAGGCGGGGCUUCAGCCCGGACGAAGGGGGACGUCCGGCGGCGCUGGGAGGUCAGGGGGCGGGCUCAGCCGCGGAUCUGACCAAUCGGUCGGCCUCAGCGCUGGAGCUGAGCGGCAGGGCGGGGUCCGGACUGGAUCUGGCCAAUCGGCUGCAGCUGCUCAACAAAGACAGUCACUCGCUGGGGGAGGAGCCAAGUCCCCUCGAUCCGGGCCGCAGGUCGCCAGUAGGAGGCGCCAGAUGUUUGGACAGUGGAGAGAGUAAAUCGUUGUUCUCCAGUCUUGGGGAACUCCACACUAUCUCCCAGCGAGGAUUUGGCGCCAGCUACACAGUCCGACCAGGAAGCCGCUACCCUGUAACCCGCCGGAGCCCCUCCCCCUCUCCCUCCCCAUCCGAUAGGUCAAUAGGGCUCGCCUCCUCCCCCACCACCUGCCCUGAAAGGCCAGAUCUGAGCUCGGGUCGCAGUCUAACCAUCCUAAAGUCGUCCAGUCUCAGCCUCCCCUCGGAACCGAAGGAGGUUCGGUUUGUGAUGCGAAGCGCCAGCGCACGAACCAGGUCUCGUUCGCCCUCUCCUUCGCCCCACGCCUCUCCCUGCCCCUCCCCGGUCCUCAGCGGGCCCCUGUUGGCCCUUCGGCCAUGGAGGCAGCGGCCCCUUAACUUGUGGAAUAAAUAUGACGUGGGCGACUGGCUGGAGAGCGUGGGCCUGGCCGAACACCGCCAGCGCUUCCAGGAGCACGAAAUCGAAGGCUCCCAUCUGCCCGCUCUCACCAAGGAGGACUACGUGGAGCUGGGCGUCACCAGACUGGGACACCGAAUCAACAUCGAGAGGGCGCUCAGACAGCUGCUGGAUGGUUCCACUUGACCCCUGACCUCUGGACAUCCUGUGACCUCAUAACCUCUGGUCAGACACUAGGCCAUCUCUCUUUGACUAGAAUAUCUUAGCAGUGACUGAAUCUUUAGACCUUUUUACCAACGUGGAGCCCAGCUAUCUGAGUGACCUCGAAGACAUUUUGGCUUGUCAGCUCUUUGAUCAACCCAAACCAACUGGUAGCACCAAGACCGUGUCCAGUAUUUAACUUUAGUUUACAGUUUAGACCUACAAGAUUUAGUUUGCCCUCUGUUAACAUCUAGUGCCUCCUAGUUAAGCCAUAAAAGCCCUCUACCAAAUUUGUAAUUCCUCUAUUUAAAAGACAAAAAAUUGGAAAAGAUUUUUCCGAGCGUUAUCCUGGUUGCUCUGUAGUAGGCUGAGUUUUCAGUGCAAGUCAAACAAUGCACAGAACAUGGCUAUGAUUUGCAAUAGAGAGACCAGCUGUACGGCAUGCACUGCACUUAUUUUCCGCCAGGUUUUGCAGGAAAAGUUCAAGAACAUUGAACUUUACAUCUCCAACACAAAGGUUCGAUUCUGGCAUUAACGGGAGAUUUAAGUAAAGGCAACAAUUGACAGGAGAGAACAAUGUUUAUUUCACACUACAUGGCACAAACUAUUUUCUCGAAGCGAAUAUUUGCGUCGUGGGAACAUAUUGGGAAUAUUUGCGUGUAAUCGCGUUACAGUUCUGCCCGCAAGACGACAAGCAAAUAAUGUUCGCCUCUUUGUCUAAUUCGCUUUGUGCGUCGGGCGAUAGGAACAAAUCCCGACAGAUCAAUUUCUGGCAGUAUAUCAAUAUAAAAUCCAAUAUUAACGCUAUAAAUGACUCUCCAACACCCAAAGAUAUUAAUUUUACUAUAGUAGAAGACUAACAAAACAAGCAAAUGUUCAUAUUUGAGAAGCUGUGAGCAUGUUAAUCUACUUUGUGUCCAUUCAUUAACAGAUUACUAUACUAAGCUAAUCACAGCUGGACACAGAGCUGUUCUGCUGAUCCCAACAGCGGAGACAUUGAUCAAAGAGCUGACAAACCAAUUACUAAUAUAAUGAGACGGGUUGUUUUCCUCGUGCCACCCUGCUUCCCCAGACGAGUUUAGCUGGGCGAUUAGCGAGCUCCUGGGAGUCUCAACCUUAACAACAACAACAACAACAACAAUGGGAGAUUAGCUGAGGACAUUUCUCCGUCUUUCUUGUGACUUAGCUUCUUUUUUCUUCUUUUUUUUUUUAAAUAUCACUCAUGAAGAAUUUGUUUGUUUCUUUUGAGUUCAUAUCUUAAAGGAAUACACCACCGUUUGUUGAAAUAGUUCUUAUCACGGUCUCCCCUGGCUGUAGAUAGGUGGGCCAAC